This is a messenger RNA of Neospora caninum, 1251 nucleotides long. RefSeq lists its product as hypothetical. Lineage: Eukaryota; Apicomplexa; Conoidasida; Eucoccidiorida; Sarcocystidae. The record is from RefSeq and is a predicted model, not a curated record. Bases 1 to 1251 code for a protein of 416 amino acids. The transcript is spliced from 6 exons.
AUGCUGGACCAAGAGAGACGCUGCGAAAGUGUCGAGAGUGCCGAGGCACUUUCCUCUGAAGCUUUUGUCGAUACAGAGGGCAGGGGAGAGGUGAGACGCACGGUGGGAAGUGAGGAGGCUCCUGACGCCAUGAGUGGUGACAGCUUCACAGGCGACGAAGGGAUCUCUGACAGCGUCCCAGGCCAAAUAACGGAAGAGUCAGAGCACGACAUGCACGUGGAGACCGAAGAAAAACCGGGCGCAGAGGGGGAAGAGGCGCAGACUGAGACAGCGUCCAGAGAUGGAGGGGCCGGCUCGGAGUCAACGGAGGACAAUCAUGCAGAAGAGACGCACGAGAAGAGUGGUGGCGUUAAAAUGUCACCUGGUGAUGUAUCUUCCUCUUCCCUCGAUGCGUCUACUCUCUCCUUGUCGGGUCCCCUGUUCUCUGAAGCGUCUCAAGACGCUUCCCUGCCUUUUGCCUCUCCCCCGUUGAAGCGCCAAGAAGGCGAGGAGACCUCAGGUGUACGGACAGCCCGGUGGCCGGCGGGGACCCCGGCUCGAUCCUCAGAAUCGGGGGGAGACGCAGCCACACCAUCAGAGGAAAGCGAAAUGGAAUCUCAGUCAAGGACGGAUGCGCCUGAGACUGCGUCUGAAGAGCUACCAAAGGAAAUCCCGGAUAACGAACGGGAAGUCAAGAGAGAAGAAAAGAAGACCAAGGACCUAUUCUUGGGAUUGUGGCCCGAAUUCUCUGUCGCGGGAGCUCUCGAACUCCCGUCGCUUCUGCACCUGGCGGCUGCAUGCAAAAAGUUCUCAAAGCCAAAGCAGGCACAAGAAUUCCUCGAGACCCUCAGCGCCGAGGAGAAGACGCAGCUGCAGCGACGCUAUCAUCGGGUGGCUCGGCAGCUGGCGCGGGUGUCUCCUGUACGUCCCAUGCCUCAAGAAAAAUUCCGUCUGUUUGCGGUGACGAAGGCGGAGACGAGGGAGGACUACGUUGAUCUCAUGAAGGACCAGGAGAAGCAGCUUCGCAGUCUGCAGCCGCACGAUGUCGUUUUCGCAAAUCUGCAUGGUCAGCUCAAGGAGCUUUUUCCCGAACGAAGUGAAGCGGCAUUGUACGACAUGUGUCGGAGAGUCUGCGCGUUGGCGAAUCAAACAAAUCGCAAGGACGUUCUCGGGCCCCUGAAAAGGGCACUCUCACAUGCGCGUUUCGCUUUGGCGCGAGAGCACCGAAAGUGGAGAUCGCAAGAGACGGCCGAGCGUGAAGAUUCCUCUUAG